Molecule: messenger RNA, 4275 nt
Organism: Notolabrus celidotus (New Zealand spotty)
Lineage: Eukaryota; Metazoa; Chordata; Actinopteri; Labriformes; Labridae
Gene: wbp1lb
Product: WW domain binding protein 1-like b
Exons: 4
Coding region: 339-1523 (394 amino acids)
Source: RefSeq, a predicted model, not a curated record
GGCCAUCAACUCCACUGAACGCCCAUCACGUUGCGCACAUGUAUCGGGUCGAGGUGACCACGCCACACCCAGCAGACCGAGGCAGAGUGCCUGUGCUGGAAGAAGAACGGCUUGUGUAACAGCUGUAUCAGCCAGUGGCACCGACCAGUUGCGCCAGCAGCAGCAGCAGCUCCUCCGUGCCUUGUUGAAAUGUCGAGUACGCAGAGGAGGCGGCGCAUGCAGCGGCCUCUCGGCGCCACAGGAGCCGAGGAAUAGUUCAAGAUACUCGGACGUAGUUUGUGAAAAACAGUGUUUGCGUGCGUAUGAUUUUGCCGACGCCUUAGCCACUUUUUGGAGGAAUGAGGGGCGUUUAUUCGGCUCUGAGGAUGGGAUUGUUUUUGCAUGCUGUUGGCUCUGUCAGCCCCACCGAGUCCGCAGCAGACAGGAGCCUACUGCACUGUGAAGGUGUUAACAACCAGACUUACAUCUGUGAGUCGGGACACUGCUGCGGGGAGUCUCAGUGCUGCAGCUACUACUAUGAGCUCUGGUGGUUCUGGUUGGUGUGGGCGAUUAUUUUCAUUUUGAGCUGCUGCUGCGUGUGUCACCACCGCCGCACCAAACACAGACUGCAGCAGCAACAACGACAGCACGAGAUUAAUCUCAUCGCUUACCGUGAAGCACACAACUACCCCUCUGUGCCCUUCUACUUCAGGUUUCUGCCAAACUACCUCCUGCCUGACUAUGAAGAGGUGGUCAACCGGCCUCCAACUCCUCCCCCUCCCUACAGUGCCUUACACACAGGCCCCUCCUCUGUGGCCUCAAGUCCACAGGCUCCUGAACAGCAGGAAGGACACUGUCCAACCACCCAGUCCACUGCGGUGGCCCCGGUCUCUGACAGUCAAAGUUGCAGACCCAGCACAGAUGAACCACAACCCCCCACCUUAGACUUUCAGCCAAAGCCUGAUAACAAGCCCCUGCAGACAGCACAGGAUCCAGGAAGGAUCCUGCUGUCAGAUGGGGUAAACAGGGAGGGAUAUACAAGCCAAGAGAAAAGAAGUGGAAGUGGGGAUGACUCCUGCAAGGACCCCCUACUGAAGGACCUGUCAGAGGGUUGUGCUGAGGACAAAGAUCGUCUCGCUAUUGGAAGGAGGAGGAGAUUCACAGGGGACUCUGGGAUUGAGGUGUGUGUUUGCAGCACACGUGGGAGCAGCGGCUUUAGCGGAGCUGGAGGGACGGGCCACGAUGGCAAGGAGCUGAAGGAACUCGAGAGCCUGCUGGGGCAGGAAGGAGAAGACGACAGGGAGGGGGAGGAGGAGGCGGGCGAUUUCUGCGACAGCUGCGGUCAUCGAGCCUCCUUCAGUGUGGAGGAGGAGCAGGCGCUGGGUGGGCAGGAGAGGCGGGGUGCACGUGGGCCGUCAGCACCUCCUCAGCCUGCUAACCAGGUGGGCAGUGCCACGCUCCACCCACCGGUGUGCCUCCUACUCCACACCAUCAACGAGACGGAGGGGCCGCACCACAGCACCAGCACUGAGCCACAAGGCUGAAACAAGCACACAGAUAAACACACACACACUCAGAUCUGUGUCACAGAGUGAAGGAGAGAGCACUUGAUCCAGAACAUGGAGGCUUGUAUCUGAGCAAGUGUGUCUCAUUGAAAUACUUUCUCAGUGAGUGUUUAUAUGAAUGUGUGCAUCUUAGAUAAAACAAGUGUGGGAACAGGAAGUGGAAUCUCAGCUACAAAUGUUUGAGAUAAAGUUGUUGAGAAAGCCUGCCACUCCCCACAGAACGGUGGCCUUAACCUGUGUAUUCUGGGUCAUAUUUGGGAAGUACAAGCCCUAUAACAGCCUGUGGCAAUUAAGACUUCUCACACUGCACACACACACACCUUCAGUUGUCCUUCUUAUGCAACAGAAGCUACUGACACACAGUUAAAGAUAUGAUAGCUGAAGCUUUGACGUCAAGAUGGGACAAUCACUGCCCAGGCUGAACGCAGCUCACCUCAGCAGGUGCUUUCAAACAUUCUGCAAAGCUGUUCUCUGCAGGCAGGAAACUACGUAGAAAAGAAACACACAGCACGAACAUUUUGGAUGAGUGCAAUGUGGAGUCGCCACAGUGUGUGCUUUUGCAAACUGAUACUGAACAGGGACACUAGAACAAGACUGUCUGGAAAAGUCCCGUUAGACUCAUGCUUCUUAAGUGCUUUUUCAGCGAUUCAAAACCGCUUAGCCUCGUGUUUCUGUUGCUCUCUAUCUGCUCUGCUAGUGAUAGAGACUAAUAAGUGCAUUAACAAAUCUUAAUGUCAGCAGUUCCUAUUUUGCACAAAAUGUAUAUAUCUUUGUAAAGGAAGCUUUUAGCUCAAAAAAAUCAACCUAGAUUCUUACUUUCUGAAAAUCAGUCUUAAAUCGCAGUUCAUGAUCACUCUCUGAGGGCUUGAUUGCAGCGUCUGUGAGCAGUGGACCUCUGUGAAUUGCCAGUAGGGAAUGCAUUAACUUCAUAUCGCACACAAUCAUUUUCUAAAGUUAAUUGAAUGAAUGUUCGCAGUACGUGCCUACCCCAAAUGAAUGCAAAACUCUCAUGAACAAUGAUGCGCAUCAGAGACUGUGUGAAAGCAGGUACCAAAACCAGGAAAAGAGCAUUAAGCUAUUUAGAGAUUAUUAACGAGAUAGGCAACAUCAGACCUCAGACUUUUGUGUCAGUCACUUGGAUAGAUUACCACCUUCACCAGCUUUACAGUAUAAAAACACAAACAUUAACACUUUUGUAUUAGAUUUUCAUAUUCAACAAAUUUACCAUGCUUUUGUUUUGGUAUUUAUUCAACAAAUAUUUAUAACGCCUUCCUUCACUCGCUGAUAGAAUACGGCUUGUUAUCUGACUUCUAUGAAUGGGUGACUGCACCAAUCUUCUGCGUUAGAUCUUCAUCAUUUAAAGGAUACUUCCAGUUCUACAAGGUGGUGAUACCAAAACAGCAUGUGUUGUUAAGCAAACAGCCAAAGUUUGCACACAUAAAUAGAAGGUUUUCUUUUUUUAGCCAAAGUAGCAGAUUCAGAACAAAAUGUUCAACCGUUGAGCCCUGCUGAGUUGAAAAAAAAUACCUCUUUGGGGAUUAAAGAAAGAUGAAAGAUAAGACAGCAGAAGCAGAGAUGAGGAAUUCAACUAUCAGAUAAGGUAAUAAAGCAGUUCUGUUUUUGAAAGAGGCAUUGUCUUUUUAAGAACACACAGUUCUAGUUAACAAGCAAUAUUUACGAUGCACUACAGAGAGAAAACAGACCAAAAAGAAAAACACUCAUUAUGAUUCUGAAAAAGUUCUGUUCAGUCUCAGAAGUUUGAACUGCCUUUUGGAGCGGGGAUGUUUUGAAUCCAAUGUUUGAUCCACAUUUUACGAGACAUGUUUAUUGAUGAUGAAUGUGCCAGUAAAAAAAGCCACUGAUAAAAGAAAGACAACGUUGUGUGAAACUUUUAUAAAACGGUUUGUUAUAAGAAACAUUUUAUUUCCCUGCUCUCUGAUAUUAACUGGAACUGCCGAUGCUACGUGCCUGUACUCUGUCUGGCAAAUGUUUUUCUUUAUUUCCUUGGUGCACUGUAAAAAAAAAAAAAAAAAAAAAAAAUGCACACAUUGCAAUGUCUUGAAAAGCACAAAAUUUCAGCCGAUGGUCUUACAAAUUGACAUUCUCCCCUAAAUCUCUCUAAAUCUCACAAGUUGAAUUGUAAUGAACUGUCUGUGUGGACAGUAAGACGCCUAACUUGUACCCCUGAAUUCCUGGACACACUCUAAAGUGCUUUAUUUUCAUUCUCUUUGUGGUCUGGAAAGUACCAUAGUGUAAUUGUUGUACAUUCUACAUGUAGUAUCAAGAUGAGCUAUUUUUCAUAUCAGCUGAAUACUUUGAAAAUGAUAUAGAAACUGUAGAUAAUUUCAGAACCACUUUAUAUUUUCAAAUAGUGCAUCAUAUUCUGUAACAAGUUUGUAAACCAAAUGGUUGCUUUCAUAGUUCUUAUGAAAUCAUUAGCUUUAUUGUUAUGGACAGAUUUGUAUUAUGGGUAUUAUUUUCUCUGUUUAAGAGAAGAUGUAACUUCUUUUGAGACUUAUCCUGAAGUUUUGUGAAGGGUACGUUAGACUAACACGACAGUAGAAGACUUGAUAACAAGAUCAGGGGCCUCUCACCAAAGAUGUUUUUUUUUUCUUCACAGGUGUGUGUGAGGUGGUUUUGCACAUAUUCUUUGAAUGUUCUGAUCAUAAGCCAUUCAAUUAAGACAACCAAGAUGGAUGUAUGUUCAAUAAACAUGCCCUUUUAAAUUCAA